Molecule: messenger RNA, 1338 nt
Organism: Bipolaris sorokiniana ND90Pr
Lineage: Eukaryota; Fungi; Ascomycota; Dothideomycetes; Pleosporales; Pleosporaceae
Exons: 4
Coding region: 1-1338 (445 amino acids)
Source: RefSeq, a predicted model, not a curated record
AUGGCUAAUGGGCCUGUCAUCAUUAAAGAACGCAUAAUUCCUUGUCAACAUAUUCGGGGCUGUCCUCACUCUACAGCUCACGAACAAGAAGAGCUGCUUCAUCUUAGUGUGAAGCAAUACAUUCCACGUGACAACCACAAUGCUCAGCCCGGCGAUAUCAUCAUCAUCGGAACUCAUGCUCAGGGGUUCCUCAAGGAGCUGUACGAACCGCUUUGGGCUGACAUGCAUAGCCGAUUGAAGUCCACGAGGGUCUCUAUUCGCAGUAUAUGGAUUGCAGACGUGGCAAACCAAGGAGCUGGUGGCGUACUCAAUGAACACAGGCUGAGAAACGAGCCUUCCGCAUUCGAUCAUGCUCGGGAUCUCCUACACAUGGUUAACACAUUUCGCGAGCAAAUGGUAUGCCCUAUUGUUGGUAUUGGCCACAACGCGGGUGGCACUAUCCUCGUCAGCCUCACACUCCCCCACCCACGUUUCCUAGAUACUCUGAUCCUUAUCGACCCCACAAUUCACCGGCACGUGUUUGCGGUGGGCUACCGUACGACUGCGCUCGCUCCGGCCCGCCGCCGUGAUGCGUGGUCGUCCCGUUCCGCUGCAGCCGAGGACUUUCGCAGGAACAGGUAUUAUCGCAAAUGGGAUGAGCGUGUGUUGCAGCGGUGGCUGCAGUACGGCUUGCACAGUCUACCCACGGGUUUGUACCCGCGCCACAUCCAAAAGGCCGGAACUGAAGCUCAAGUGACGCAUGAAGACGCCUCCACUGACGCUGUCACGCUCACCACAAAGCACCAAGAAGUCUUCCCUUUCCUCCUGCCAACAUUCGAUCCACAUGCCUACCCUGGGCUCAGCGCGCAGUUAGGUGGGCCAAACAGUGUGGUGUAUGCGCAAUACACACCUGAGGCGGCACUGCCGGGGCAGCCGUUUGAGCGCGCCGAGUCCGUCGUCGCAUUCCACAUGUUGCCAUAUGUGCGGCCAUCGGUGCUGUACGUAUUCGGCAGCAAAUCUCACUACACAACGUGCGAGCCGACUGCUUACAAGGUCGAUUUAACGGGCGUGGGCAUCGGCGGGAGCGGCGGUGCAGCCAAGGGUCGGGUGGCGGAGGUGACGGUCCAGGGUGUAGGCCAUCUAAUCCCGAUGGAGGCUGUUAGCGAAACGGCGGAACUCAGUGUCAAGUGGCUAGGAGAUGAGAUGGCGGCAUGGAGAGAAAAAGAGAUCGUCGAGCGAAGUGAGUGGGCGUACAUUCCGGAUGAGCAGAAGCGGACAAUUAGUGAUGAGUAUCUUGAGGCAUUGAGAGGCGAGGCCGAAAACCGAUGCUGCACGAAUCUCGAGACUAUAUUUGUGUAG